AUACACCUUUAGCCUGACCCCAGUCUCUUACAGAUUUAGGUGUCUUCUAGGUAGCAAGGGAUAGAUACAAGGUUUUUGUCCCAUUUUUCAUGUCUAGAACCUUACUUUCUUCACGAGGGUCUGAUGGAGUUCUUUUUGUAUAUUGCUAAUGGGGUUUCAGCAUUCUCUACCUCUUUAGUAACAUUGCAUUAAAUUAUCUUUCUUUUCAUAGCAUCCCAGCUCAGUCAAGCCACAUUUAAUUCCUUAUAACCUUCUUUGGACCAUUUGUUUGCAGAAGACUUUUCUGACUUGCCUUACUGUGAGUAUUAAUACUCUGGUAGAACUUAUAUCCUGGAUCUCAGAUGACUUGGCCAGUGCUUCCCCAAAGUCGUAGGCCAGCACCCACAUUCCUGCGGACAGCCAUCCAGGAAUCUCCCUGGAACAUUCCUCCCUUCUCCAGUCCAUUUCCUGGGAAUUCUGCUGACUACAUCAAUUGAUGUAGACACCUGACUGGGACUGGUACGCUGAAGUGUCCUAUCGCAUCUGCUGGUGAUGCAGGAAUUCUGAAGAAAGAGGCAUACACAAUCUGUCUAAACUUUAUUAGGGGAUUUACUUACAGGAGACUCCUUCAGUUAAUACCUUGUGAUGGACAGUAAAUAAGAGCACCCGAAUGGUAUAUAAGUCUUUGCAGAGCCUUUGUUCUUAAGCUAUUUAUAUGUUUUAAUGAAACUACUUAAGAAGCAAGUGUAUUGAUGUAGGAGAAUGUGGUCAAAGUGAAGAGGAUCUAAAAAUGUCCUGCCAAGACAGAGCCACACAUCAUUCUUAACCCAGUGAGAAUAUUUAUGAGUUUCUUGCUCCUAACUCCAUCCAUGAUCCAUGUAACCCACACUGACCAACUAUCACUGAAAGCCACUAAGCUGGUCUAGCUAAAGCAGACAAAUAUUCUAUGGGAGAGAUAGGAGAUGGCAUGUGUUUGACAGUUCAAGCCACAUUGAUUACCACCUCCUCUCAGAUGCUGGUAGAGAUAGCCUGGUACCUGAAACACAAGAACUCUCAGUAUUACAGUGGUCCCCACACCACCAGCCCUAUCUCUAGCUCAGCCCUUGCAGAUAUCAUAAAGGAGAGCAGCCCCUGUGGAGAAAGGAUUGCCACUCAUGGAAUCAGCAACACCAACUAUUGCUUAAUUGGCACUGAUGGGCAGACAAGUUCAAGAGCCCUGGGAACAGCAGCAUCCCACAGACCAUCAUCUCAGGCUUCCAGCCUGCUCCUCAUAGCCGCAGGCCAGGGAAGUAACUAUUGUAGACUUGGCAACUUGCUCUGCAGGUGCUAUAGCCCCUACUUCCUCAGCAACUACAGCUGCUGAAGACCUAGAAAAGAUAGGUCUUGCUACCAAGUUCAAUAUCAGAAACUAAUCUGGUGUCAUUGAUGGAAAUCACAUUAAAGAAGAAUUAGCAUCUAUUGUAUCCUAAAGACCAUAGCACCUGUCCACCUAAAAUGUUGCUGAAAUUUUCCCACAUUAGAAUGGGAAACUUAUUGCCACAGAGGUUAGAAUCGAAUUGGACUUUCUGAUCUUGGGGACUUCUGGAAUACCCUAUUUCCUGUUCUUCUUGAAUUUCUUAUCGGUCAUCUGGAUUCUUCAAUUCUUUUGUUAAUACAUUCUCAAAGGAAAAUCUCCAACAGACCAAUGGGGAGAAGGCAGAAGAUACUGUCAAAUGCUUCUUCAUCAAAAGCACCAGUCCAGUUCUCUCAAAAGGGCUUUCAUCGUCAGUCGAAGAUGGUACUUUUACCAUGUUACCCUCAUCAGUCAGUGCCAUCAAUCAAUGAAGACCCUCUGUCCAGGGCUAAGCUAUACCAGACUCAAACCAAAUUUUCAGUGAAUCCUCGCUGCAAAAGUACAACUAUAUCUUCAGCAUGCCGCAAAGAGGCUAGAACUGUGCUAUUACCCCGUGUUGAACAUGAAGUAAUGUUACCACAUCUGGAGACCCAAGCAACAAUUAUGCCUUCACCAGACUCGAAACAUUGGGGCAAAGCCACAGUUAUUACUUCACAGUGUCAUGAAUACUUGGCUACACCUCUUUUUGGUCUUAAUCACUGGACUGAGGCUCCAUUGAUCCCUGGCUCCCUUUUCAAAACCUCACCUGGCCCUGACCACCUUCCUAAGAUUCCCCAAGGCUGUCAUAACCAAUUUGAGGCUCAACCACUCAAUAGUUGGCCCACAACUCCAUCAUUCCCUGACCCCAACACAAGGAUUACAGCUCCACAUUCACAGUAUAAUCACUACCAGUCCAAGGUAACAACUGAAACAUUACCAUGUCUCAGUCCCCAACCAUCAUUGAGCUCAAGACAUUGGGACUGGGCCACAACCUCCCAAACUCAAUGCCUCAACCGCCGGCAAAAGAUUGAAGCUAUGCCAUUUUCAUGCUCAGAUAACUAUCCCAAGGUCACAACUAUGCUGUCAUCACAAUCCAGCCACCAGGUUAAACCCAUAACUGUGCCAUCAGAAUGUCCUUCAAUGCCCUUGGCUCCAAUGGCUAUGGCUGUGUUAACCCCGAUCCCAAACCAUCAGGCCAUAGUGCCACCCGUACAUGACUCAGGUUGGCUCAAGACUACCGCAAUGCCCUUACAAUGCCCUAAUAUGAAUUUGGCUGAUUCUCCACUGAUACCCCAUUACAACUGGGUCAAGGGAACAUUUAUGGCAUCAAAACUCCCUAACAAACAACCUACAUUUCUACCAGGACCCUACAAUCUAGCUAAAGUUUUACUGGUUUCUGAUCAACAGGUUAAAAGUUCAUUGGGUCCUGACCACUCAACUGAGAUUUUACAUCUCAACUACUGGGUCACACCUCAACCAGACCCUGGUCAAAACACUGAUAUACCACCAAACCAAGAACAUAAAUCUAAUUAUAUGGUGGACCUUAACCAACAAUCUGAAACUCUAUUAGAUACCUGCUACCAACAUGAGCCAGUACCAGGUCCAGAUAAUGAGAACAAGAAGCUACCUGACCCUGAACAUUUUGAAACUCCUGAAAUACACCUGGAUCACCCUGAUGAGGCUUCAUUGGAUAUCAACUAUGAGGAAACACCUUCAUCAACUCCAAUUUUCCAACCUGAAGCUGCAUCAGGAACUAAUGAUAGGGAUGGGGCUAUAUCAGACUGGGACCAUCAGGAUGAAGUUAAAGGAGAUUUACACCACAGGACCAAAGGUAACUUGGAUUCCAAUCACCAAGUUAAUGCUUCCCCAGAUUCUGAUGAUUGGAUGCAGACAACACAGGGAUCAGAACACCAGGCCACACCUUCAUUGAGCCUGGGCCAGACUGCCAAGGGUGAAGAGUUCCCUGACCAUCAAGAUCAGCCUUUACCAGUUUCCAACCAACUGGAACAGACUACACCAGUCUCUGACCAUGGUACUAUAUCUUCAGAUUCUGACCAUCCACCAGAGGCUCACUUAGCUGCUGAGCAUCCAGAUAUCCUUAGACUUAGUCCUGACCACCAGGCUAGUUAUAAAGAUAGCUCUCCAACAGAUCUGGAAAAGAAGUCUGAGGAUGUACCAAAUGGUGACCACCAGCACACUCUUUCCUCAGGAUCUGACCAACAGAUAUAUCCAUCAAACCUGAAGGACCAGGUCAAGGGUACAUUAAGCCCUCACUACCCAGCUGAGGUUGUUUCACCUGGCCUUAAUCACAAGGCCCAGGAAAGCCAGAGAGAGUCCUCAACGUCUUCCAUACAUACCCAUUCAAUACAUGCUACUGAGGGUGGUGGGACUAUCUCCAAAGAAUUUUUCAACAGUAUCAUCAGUUCUGUUCCCCGGGAGAAAAUUAAGAAUGAUAUCCAAAAGCAGAUUCUCCUGAGGCGGAUGAGAGGAUAUCAUAAUACUCAACCUGGCUCACGUUUAUCCACCAGUUAUACCAUUUGUUUAGCUUGUGCCUCCUGGAUUCCAUACGGCUGUCCCCAUGUAAAUGGAAUGAGAGAUCCUUAUGCAGCACAACUGGUGGCCAUGCCAAGUCCUAUGCCAACUUCAAAGGAUGAGAUGGGUAUUAAAUAUGUUCUCCAAGUUCCUCAGCCAAAGGCAGACAUCAUUUGGGACUCCCCACACUUGACAGCUCCAAUUUCAUCUUCCUAUCCUCAUACUAUGCCCCUUAAAUCACACACUGAUCACCAGUUACCUAAACGGAUGACCUGGCUUGACUUUAUACUUGCUAAAGGUGAUCAGCCAUGUUGGAGAAAAACAUCUGGAAAUCAGCAACAGUUUAAAGGAAAAAUGUCAAUGAAUUUCAGCACCCCCACAGAAGGAGCAAGUAGAAAUGAGGAUGCUGUAAGGUCUCUACUAGACAGAUUUAAAAAUAAGAGAACUGCAAAUUAAAGAACCAUUCUAAAGU
Messenger RNA from Trichosurus vulpecula (common brushtail), 4355 nucleotides. RefSeq lists its product as uncharacterized. The record is from RefSeq and is a predicted model, not a curated record. The transcript is spliced from 4 exons. The coding region runs from base 1664 to 4339 and encodes 891 amino acids. Lineage: Eukaryota; Metazoa; Chordata; Mammalia; Diprotodontia; Phalangeridae.